Hemibagrus wyckioides is the source of this 5709-nucleotide messenger RNA. It is a transcript of the gene eif2ak3, whose product is annotated as eukaryotic translation initiation factor 2-alpha kinase 3. The coding region runs from base 220 to 3450 and encodes 1076 amino acids. Gene Ontology annotation, biological process: protein phosphorylation. The transcript has 17 exons. Gene Ontology annotation, molecular function: protein binding; protein kinase activity; ATP binding. Lineage: Eukaryota; Metazoa; Chordata; Actinopteri; Siluriformes; Bagridae. The record is from RefSeq and is a predicted model, not a curated record.
GCCGACUGCAGGUAGAACGCCAAUAACAUGGUGCCUCGGCGACUUGUCUGUUUACGCCAAGGAACGGGAACGGAGAGUUGCUGAAAAAAACCCCGAUUUCAGUUUGUUUGUUUUGUUUUGUAAACCGCGUGAAGCUAUUUUAGAGCGUUUUAUUUUUCGUUUGAUUUCACAUUUUUCUGGUUAUGGGAUUGCUUGAGUACUGAUGUGUCACUUGUCCCAAUGGAAAGGGGGCUUCGCUUUGGCAACGUGGGCAUAUCCCUUGUGCUGUUGUUGAUGCUGAGAGCUGUGAGUGUGAGCGCCGUACACUUUAACUCUCUGUCCCGGACAGAGCUGAAGACAGCGGACACGGUGAUGGAGCACGGGCUGGAGAGCAGCAUCGGGGACGCCACGGUGGAGGAUGAUGAGAACACUUCGACGGGAGAGAGUGAGGAGCCUGCCGGAGACAACGACACGAACGUCCACCAACACGGCAGAAGCUUGGUGAUCAUUAGCACUCUGGAUGGGCAGAUUGCGGCUCUGGAUCCUCUGAAUCAUGGGCGAAAGCAGUGGGAAUUGGACGUGGGCUCUGGCUGCCUGCUGUCUUCCAGCUUCAGCAAACCAGAGGUGUCUGGGAAUAAGAUGUUCAUCCCGUCUCUGGAUGGAGCUUUGUUUCAGUGGAACAGAGACAGGGAGCGCAUGGAGGCUGUCCCUUUUAGUGUGGAAUCCCUGCUCGAGUCUUCUUACCGUGUUGGAGAGGACACUGUGCUGGUUGGAGGAAAAUCGCUUACUACCUAUGGUCUGGGAAUCUACACCGGCAAGCUGAAGUAUAUCUGUUCAGCUGUGGGCUGCAGUCAUUGGGGAGAGGAGGAGACCGAGCCAGAGGACAUGCUGCUACUGCAGAGAACACAGAAAACCGUCAGAGCUGUGACCCCUCGCAGCGGCUUUGAGAAGUGGAACUUCAGUGUGGGAAACUUUCAGCUAAAGUUUGUUCCAGAGACUGAGACACAGCUCAGCUCCUUGGAAGGGGAAACAGGCAACAAGGAGACGUGGCAUGAAAUGCAACAUGACUGGCAACGUGUGAUCCUGGAGGACGCAGAAGCACAUAGUCAAAACCAUGCUAACGCACACCUACAGACAGAAGGCAUAGACCUGGUCAUCAAAGUGUCUAUUCCAGACUUGAAGGUUAUGGCGUUUAGCAGUGGACCUGGAGGACAGCUCAUCUGGGAGCAUAAGUUCUGCACACCCAUUGCCUCAGCCUGGUUGGUUAAAGAAGGAAAGGUGACCCCUAUCAGUCUGUUUGAUGACACCUCUUACACCGUCCAGCCAGAGAAUGAGAUUCAUGAGGAGGAUGAUGACCUGGUGGAGGAGGCACGUGGAGCCACAGAGUCGAGUAUUUACCUAGGGAUGUUUCAAGGUCAGCUGUAUUUACAGUCAUCGGUUCGAAUGACCGAGAAGUUUCCAUCUAAGCCCAAAGCCCUGGAAAGCCACCACUCUAGCAGAGACAUCAUUCCUCCUCCCACUGUCAAAUGGAAGCCUCUUAUCCACUCUCCUUCACGCACUCCGGCGCUCGUGGGGACAAAGGAGUUUGACAAGUGCUUGAACAACGACAAACAUUCCUAUGAGGAAUACAGCAAUGGUGCUCUGUCUAUACUGCAGUAUCCUCAUGAUAAUGGGUACUACUUCCCAUACAGUACACGCUACCGUGGUCGGCGUGAGGUGACGGCAGUGAGCGUAUUGCAUACCAGUGAGGCUGGAGGGAUGAGGAGGAAGGACCCAGUGCUACUUCUGCCAUGGUGGAAAGAGAUCUUGGGCACCAUCAUCUUUUGCAUUGCCGCUACCACAUACAUCGUUCGCAAGUUCUUCCACCCACACGCAACGUACAUACGGCAGCGGAAGGAGUCUGAGACACAGUGUCAGACAGACACCAAGUAUGAGCUGGACGUCAGUGAACCCAGGGAGGCGGUAACAGACACACGGCCCAGUGAAUAUGUGUCCAGGUACCUGACAGACUUUGAACCAGUGCAGUGUUUAGGGAGAGGUGGCUUUGGAGUUGUGUUUGAGGCACGGAACAAAGUAGACGACUGCAAUUACGCCAUCAAGAGGAUCCGCUUACCCAACAGGGAAGUGGCCCGUGAAAAGGUGAUGCGGGAGGUUAAGGCCUUGGCUAAACUGGAGCAUCCUGGUAUCAUCCGUUACUUCAACGCUUGGCAGGAGAGCCCACCUCAGGGCUGGCAGGAGGAAAUGGAUCGACGCUGGCUUAAAGAUGCCAGUGCUACUGAUUGGCUGCUCAGCUCUCCAGAUGGAGGCAUGGAGGCUUUUUCUGUGAAGGUGCCCGUCUCCACUCCCUCUCCUCUGGAUUUGCAGUGCAAGUGUGAGUCUGGUAGCAACGUUGGUGUGCUUGCUGAGGAUCACGUGUGUGUGGAAGGCUUAGGGCUGGACAGCAUGAUGUCGGAUCAGGACAGUCAGGCCGAUGUUGAGCCCAACACGGAACUCUCGGGAUCGCCGCAUUCUUUCGAGCUCUGUCCUCCCCGCACAGUGGCCCAUAACGACUGCACUUCUUCCUCAUUUGACAUAAUUUUUGAAGACUCUGGGUGCGAUCAGCAUGACAACGACGCAGAGCUCAGCCUAUCCACACCAGUUCCCUCUCAGUCGAGUUCCAGAUCUCACCCCACUGCUUCCUCAGGCCCGUUCUCUUUCUCUCCCCCCCGGCCAACGUCUCUGAAACUGCCAUCCCAAGCUCCCACUGCUGCUCCACGGCUUGCCCAGACACCCAAAGUCUACCUGUACAUCCAGAUGCAGCUGUGCAGGAAGGAGAACCUGAAGGACUGGAUGGCGCAGCGCUCUCAGCCUGAGCUCAGAGAGCACUCGCAGUGUCUCGGCAUCUUUUUGCAGAUCGCAGAAGCUGUCGACUUCAUCCACAGCAAGGGGCUAAUGCAUCGAGAUCUGAAGCCCUCUAAUAUCUUCUUCACACUGGAUGACGUAGUGAAAGUUGGAGACUUUGGGCUGGUGACUGCUAUGGAUCAGGAGGAAGACGACGAUGACGAAAUAAACACCCUCACCCCUAUGCCAGUUUACGCUCGCCACACUGGCCAAGUGGGAACUAAACUCUACAUGAGCCCAGAACAGUUGUCAGGGAACUCGUACUCUCAUAAAGUGGAUAUUUACUCUCUGGGGUUGAUCCUGUUUGAGCUGCUCUGCCCAUUCCGCACACAGAUGGAGAGAGUUAGAACUCUCACCGAGGUCCGGGACCUAAAGUUUCCCAAGUCCUUCAGUAAGAAAAAUGUUCAGGAGGCUCAGAUGGUGCUCUCGAUGCUCUCUCCUGUUCCUGCCGAACGACCCGAAACAUCAGAGAUCACAGAGAUGCCACUGUUUCAGGAGCUCGAAAUGCCGUGCAGAAUCAGACAGCGCUCACGAACGUACAGCUCGUCAUCCACAGGCCGACCGUCACGACAGCUGUCCGGCUCCAGUUAAAACCCACUGAGCUCGCGCCACCCUCUCAGCUCCACAGCUGGAAAUGAACCGAUUUCCUUUUUCUUCCUCACAAUCGAAGCACACACUAUAAUCUCAGUCUCGCUAGAAAACAGGAGGAAUUUUAGCUUUUCAGUCAUUCCAUCUCGAGCACAAACCCACACGCAGACGCCUGGCUGCAGUGCCUCUGCCUCUUGCCUCACCUGCCUCACUGCAUUGACUUUUCCUCACUAUCCAGGUCAGCCUCAUGGCCUUCUCCCAUCCUUUACACACUGAAGACUUUCACUCAGGAGAGAAGAUGCUAACCAAACUGCUCGAGUCGUCGCGGAUCAGCUCAGAUUCUGAUGGACACGUUAUCAUCUUUACCUCAGUUGCUCUUCCAUAGUGCAUACACACACACACACACACACACACACACACACACACAUGGAUUUGUCAUUGUGGUAAUGAAACAUUUUACAGUGCUGAAUGAAGGAUUUAAUGAGCUGCUUCGGAACGCUGGUCGCUCACCUUUUUGUUUUUAAUAGGAAGUAGCACAGGACUGGCUUCCUACAAACUACAUUAUUUGUAAGAAUCUGUCAGUUUUCUCAUUUCUAUUGUAAAUAGACCUUAACUCCGAAAGAGUGUGAGAAACUUGUUAAUGGUGCAUGAUGGAAACUGAAGACAUGGUUUUUUUGGGCACAGUAGCCUUCUGGCACAUGGGGACUGUGUAUCUGCCUUAGUAACAGAGUAGUAGACAAUUCUGCCAACUUCUUAAUUGUGCUGAUGAAGUAUGCGAAUAUUGUGUGAUUGAUUGAUUGAUUGCUUUCUGACAGAAUGCUUAGAAUCAAAGAGAGAUUUUUUUGAAGCUAUACGUGUAAAGAUGAUGGUGUAUAAUUCUUUUCAUCAAUACCAAAACGGGUUUUGUACUCCCUGAAAAUGAAUUUCAUACAGACAUCCAGCUGACCGGAAACUUCAUCCAUACUUGUACCACUUAUAGGUUUGUUUCCAUAAAGGAUAACAGAUGGGUGGGAAUGAUAUUUUUGGCACACAGUGCUGUUUUCCUCUGAUUGUUUGUGUACACAUUGUCCCUUAACAUUUAAAUGUGAUAAAAUCUCCAGAUGCAAGCUUAGACUUUUAGAGUAUGGAGGUAGAAUGAUGCUUGAUAUGUGAGUAGUCUGUUUGUUGUCUGUAGGAGCUGUGUGUGUGUGUGAGAGAGAGAGGGUGGGUGGGUGUGUGUGUGUGUGUGAGUGAGAGAGAGAGAGAGAGAGAGAGAGAGAGAGGGUGGUUGUGUGUGUGUGUGUGUGUGUGUGUGUGUGUGUGUGUGUGUGUGUGUGUGAGAGAGAGAGGGUGGUUGUGUGUGUGUGUGAGUGAGAGAGAGAGAGAGGGUGGGUGUGUGUGUGUGUGUGUGAGAGAGAGAGAGGGUGGUUGUGUGUGUGUGUGUGAGAGAGGGUGGUUGUGUGUGUGUGUGUGUGUGUGUGUGUGUGUGUGUGUGAGAGAGAGAGAGAGAGAGAGAGAGGGUGAGUGUGUGUGUGUGUGAGAGAGAGAGAGGGUGGUUGUGUGUGUGUGUGUGUGAGAGAGAGAGAGGGUGAGUGUGUGUGUGUGCAGCUCUCUAGUGCAGAAAGGACAUUUCUUCUUAAUCAUACAUACAGACCUUUAGCAAGACCUUCAGGACAUGCCUCACCUUCCACCCCUAUUAUAAAUCUUUUGGGUUUCAUUUUGAGCUUUAUCUCAGCUACCCUGUUUAUUUUAUUUAUUUACUUUUUUUUCCCCAUCAGCAUGCCACUGGAAGACGAUGAAGCCUUUUAGUUUUCAGUAUCAGUAUGUGGCCAUAGAACAAGUUUUUAGAACGACUUUUAUAUCGAUUAUUCUGUUCCUCAGUUCCUAUUCUGUUACUCACAACUGUGACUAGUUCAUGCUAAUAACCGCAUUGACCAGGUACAGACUUGAAUUUUGCAUAAAUGUGUCACUGUAAUUCAAUUAUUUCAGUAUACGUCCGUCCGGAUUGAGACGGCGUUGCCUUUAACUGUUCUGACGGUUUUUCCCCUGUAACAGUUCAAAGCUCUGUCAGCUUUCCUGACUUGUCCGUUGUAACCUGGAAUCUUUGGGCACAAUCUAUUUCUCCUUUUGUCCUUGUAAAUAUGUUCUUGUUUUUAUUUAUGUUCUUUGCAGAAUCAAUCCUUUUGGGUUGGUGAUGAUGUAUAAAUGCACUUCAUGCAGUGGAGUGUGUUGAAAUAUUGUGACUUCUUACAAGUCAAAAUUGAAUAAAUAUUCUAUGAACUU